This is a messenger RNA of Metarhizium acridum CQMa 102, 1449 nucleotides long. RefSeq lists its product as uncharacterized. The record is from RefSeq and is a predicted model, not a curated record. Lineage: Eukaryota; Fungi; Ascomycota; Sordariomycetes; Hypocreales; Clavicipitaceae.
AUGCCGAGCAUCACGGACGAUUACCCCGAGUAUAGUCGUACUUGCAAGCUCGACACUCUCCGAGCGACCGAGUACGGCUAUCUCGACGAGCAAGACCACAUCUAUCUUGAUUAUACCGGGGCGGGGCUUGCAGCCCGGACUCAGUUUCAAGCUCACAAGAGCCGUCUUGACGGCGCAACGUUUGGAAACCCACAUUCGGAAAACCCUACCAGCCGCGCCGCAACAGACCUCGUAGAGCGGGCGAGGCGGCGAGUCUUGUUGCAUCUCAACGCAUCCCCAGAAGACUACCAAGUCAUCUUCACGUCCAAUGCUACCGGCGCCGCAAAGCUCGUGGGCGAAGCGUACCCGUUUGCAAAGAGCUCGAGGCUUGUCCUCACCUCGGACAACCACAACUCCCUCAAUGGGCUGCGCGAGUACGCCCGACGAGCCGGCGCAAAGAAAACACGAUAUGUCCCCAUGCGGCCCAAGGACCUGCGUAUCGACACGGAAGCAGUCAUCAAGACACUGGGCCGUCCCAGGCCGUGGCCCUUGGGACGGCCCUCGAAGCGUCAAAGAAAGGGCCUCUUUGCGUACCCGGCUCAAAGCAACUUUAGCGGCGUGCGGCAUCCGUUGAGUUGGAUCAAGCUGGCCCAAGACCUCGGCUACGACGUGUUGCUCGACGCCGCGGCAUACCUCCCCACGAGCCAGCUCGACCUGUCCACCGUCAACCCGAGCUUUGUCAUUGUCAGCUGGUACAAAGUAUUUGGAUUCCCGACGGGGGUCGGCUGUUUGGUCGCUCGCCGCGAUGCGCUGGCCAGGCUCGCACGACCGUACUUUGCCGGAGGCACCGUACAGGCGGCCACGGUAGCCAUCCCCUGGCACACGCUGGUGUCGGGGGAAGGGGCCUUUGAGGACGGCACCGUCAACUACCUGUCGAUUCCAGACGUCCACGUCGGCCUGGACUGGCUUUCCACCGUUGGAAUGGACAUGGUUGCGACCCGAGUACGAUGCCUGACCGGGUGGUUCAUCGACCGCCUGCUGAAGCUCCGGCACAGCAACGGCAGCCCCAUGAUUGUUCUGUACGGACCGGCAGACGCAGAGUCUCGGGGAGGCACCGUUGCGUUCAACUUUGUAGAUGCCCGAGGAAAGGUCGUGGACGAGCGCCUCGUCGCCCAGGAGUCCAGCAGGGCACACAUUUCGCUUCGCACCGGCUGCUUUUGCAACCCGGGCGCGGGCGAGGCCGUCUUUGGCAUUUCCGCAAGGACGCUGAAGCCGCUCGUCCGCCAAAAGGGCGGCACAUUUGACGACUUCCUCCGCAUAGCACAUCUGCCGACUGGUGGCGCCAUCCGGGUGUCGUUUGGCAUCGCAUCCACGUGUGGCGAUGUCGACUAUUUCAUUGCUUUCGCGACAAAGACGUACAAGGACCGCGUGACUUCGACCGAGGGCUUGGCCCCGAGGCCGGGCUGUUGA